This is a messenger RNA of Talaromyces amestolkiae, 1461 nucleotides long. RefSeq lists its product as uncharacterized. Bases 1 to 1461 code for a protein of 486 amino acids. Gene Ontology annotation, biological process: spermine transport; transmembrane transport; spermidine transport. Gene Ontology annotation, molecular function: spermine transmembrane transporter activity; spermidine transmembrane transporter activity. The record is from RefSeq and is a predicted model, not a curated record. The transcript has 4 exons. Lineage: Eukaryota; Fungi; Ascomycota; Eurotiomycetes; Eurotiales; Trichocomaceae.
AUGGCGACCCUGGCUGAGAAGGACGACACCGAAGAUAUAAGAUCGGUUCCUGUAAGUGGUAACACAGAGCAGGGACAGAUCCCUGCAGACAAGCUAGAUGACCUGCUGGGCUGGGAUACAGCAGUUGAAAACCCUCUGAAUUGGCCUACAUGGAGAAAAAUGGUUCUUUUGGCUGCGAUGGCCUCCUCAGCCAUCACCGCGUCCAUAUCAAGCUCUAUCGUUAGUCCCGCUCAUACGGCCUUUAUGCAAGAAUUUCAUAUCAACAGCACGGUUGCGGUCCUCCCUAUCACUUUGUACACCUUUGCAUUAGGGUUCGGACCAGUUCUUGGUGGCCCACUCUCCGAGACUGUAGGCCGAUACCCUGUGUAUCUGGGAUCGAUUAUUUGUGGCUCCGCGUUCACUAUAGGGACGGGUUUUUCUCGCAAUUUCGGAGAGCUACUUUUCUUUCGGUUUAUGGCUGGCUUUUCUUGGGCAUCGAUUCUCGCGGUAGGCCCAGGCUCCAUGUCCGAAACAUUUCACCCAAAGGCUCGUGGCCCUGUAUCAGCUAUCUUCAUUCUCAAUCCCUUUCUAGGACCAGGUCUUGGACCUGUAAUAGGUGCGUUCGCAGUGACCGGCAAGAGUUGGCGCUGGUCUCAAUGGGCAGUCCUUUUCUUCGCUGCUUUGACUCUCUUCUUGACGCUCUUCGCAAAGGAAACAUUUCACCCUAUUCUCAAACGACGUCUGGCCAAAAAGAGGGGCCUAGAAGUGCCAGAAAAACCGAGAGCCAUGGCCAGAAUACAGCAAUUUGCCGUGGUAGGCCUUUUACGACCUAUUCGGAUGCUAUUUUUGGAACCAAUCGUGUCUUUUACUUGUCUUUAUGUCUCCUGUGCUUUCGGCACUUUGUAUGGCUUCUUCACAGCUGUGCCUUACACAUUUAUCACAGUAUAUGGCUUCACCAUUGACCAAUACGGUCUUGUCUUCCUGUCCAUUCCCAUCGGUUGUGUUUUCGGAAUUAUCACUGUAAUAUUGUGUGAUAUUUUUAUCUACAGGAAGCAGAUACCUAAACAUCCACCACACAGCGUCCCGCCAGAAUAUCGCCUUUUCCCUGCUAUGAUAGGAAGUUUCGGACUGCCUCUUGGUCUUUUCUGGUUCGGAUGGACUGCAAAGGGCGAUAUAUCCUGGGCAGUCCCUGCGGCCGCUAUCAUAUCCUUUGCAUUUGGAAACAUCUGCGUGUUCGUCUCUACUGUGCAAUAUAUAACAGAUGCAUACCAUGGGAACGUUGUGGCCAGCGCUGCUAGCGCAAACAGUCUAGCACGCUACACAUUUUCUGGCGUUUUUCCUCUGUUUACAACUCAAAUGUACAAAGGACUUGGAAUAGACUGGGCUAGUAGCUUACUAGGCUUCGUUACGUUGGCCCUUUUACCUAUACCUUGGGUAUUUUUCAAGUUCGGCCCAAGCCUUAGGGCUAAGAGCCGGUACUAG